This is a messenger RNA of Hydractinia symbiolongicarpus, 1237 nucleotides long. RefSeq lists its product as uncharacterized. Bases 209 to 1207 code for a protein of 332 amino acids. The transcript is spliced from 5 exons. The record is from RefSeq and is a predicted model, not a curated record. NCBI's taxonomy places the organism in Eukaryota, Metazoa, Cnidaria, Hydrozoa, Anthoathecata, Hydractiniidae.
AAAUAAAGAAAAGAAAAAUCUUAUAGACUGCCUCAGCUUAAUCACAUAAUUUUGCUAGUAGCCUAGUACAGUUAAAAAAUGUAUUUUGUGAUAGUCCCUUGCUUUUCUUUCUUGCAGGGGCUUUUGCGUCUUGAUCCGUAUUAGAAAAACGUGGUAAAUUAUCUUUCUGACUAAACUUUCUUUAUAGUAGGUAAAAACUAAAAUCGAGAUGGGACCAAAGAAAAAAGCUGGUGGUCAGAAGCUGAGUGACUAUUUGUCUGUACCUAGUCGUCACUUAUUGUUAAAAAUGCAAGAAGAGGAAGGCAGGGUUUUUAAAGAUCCCAAUAUUCUCAAAGCAAUCUACCAAGCAAAAUUAGAAAGAUCAAUGGAUAGCCGCACGUCUUCAACGUCAAAUUCUGCCAGUUCUGAUUCUUUUAUUAGUAGUAAUAGUACACCAUGCUUUGCAAGUUCAAAAUUAGGUAAACAAUCCUUAUUAACAUCAAGUAUGGUCGCACUUCUAAAUGAAAAGAAGAAGAAAAGUGUGUCAUUAAAGAAAAAGAUAGUUCCCUUUGUGAUGUCAAGGAGUGGAACUUACAAAUCUAAGAGACCAGUGAAGUUAGUAAAUGAAAGGGAUAAAAAAAUUGAAUUGACUGCUCCACAAUUACAAAUGGAUGUCUGCGAAACACCCAGUAUGCCUGAAUAUGUUAUGGAAAACAGCGAAGAAGCUUUAAACAGACAACUGCAAUUAUCAGAGAAAUUUUUGGGCGAAAUUUCAACAAACCGGAAAGCUCCUAUAACCUGGGCUGAAAGAGCAAGUAGAUUUCAAACAUCUUUCAUAGCAGAACGUGAGCAGUUGCACAAAGCAUUUAUGCUAUCACAAAAUCCAGGGCAUAGUUCAUGCACUAACUGUCAUGAAGCUGAGUGUUCUGUGAUCUGUAUGGAUUGUAAGCAGUACAAACACCUUUGUAUUGUCUGUGAUGAGAUGCUACAUUCACAUCAACCAUUUCAUGAUCGCAUUGGUUAUGUUAAUGGAGAAAUGGUUGAGUUAAAACCAAUACAGUCAAUUGAUUUCAAUGGAAAUUUAAUCGAAUUUGAAAAGCAUGUACCACUGGCAGUAAAGAGUUGUCCACAGUGUGGUUCUUCUAUUUUCCAUAAAAGAACUGACAACAGUCGUAUUAUAUCUGUUAUUUCAUUUAAAGGUAACAAUUGUUUUCUGAUAUUUUGUUAACAUUGCAUUUAUUUGAUAAACACAUUUUUU